AUGGAUGAUAUUGGGAAUCCGUUGAUCAUGCAAGAGAUGGACUACGAUAAGUUAAAGCUUCAGGAAGAAUUUGACAGGCUGAGAAAAGGACUUAAUCCUGAACAGGAGGAUAUCUACGAGAUUAUUAACUCGGUAGAUAAAGAGGAUGGGGGUCUUUUCUUUGUCUACGGAAGCGGUGGAACCGGGAAGACUUAUCUCUGGAAUACCAUUAUUUCUUCACUACAUGCAAGGUUGCAUGUUCAGUUGGAUGCAAAUGGAUUAAUUUAUGGAUCUUCUUGUGUGUCUUAUCAAUUAUUGUCUACCUUUACAGGUAUAGAAUCUUUAUUGCUUCCAGGCGGUCGUACAGCUCACUCCAGGUUCAAAAUUCCGCUUAAACCAAAUGAGACUUCGAGUUGUAAUGUGAUUAUGCAAGAUGACCUUGCCAUGUUACUUAAAAAGACAAACCUAAUUAUCUGGGAUGAAGCUCCCAUGGUACAUCGGCAUGCAUUUGAGGCAGUCAAUAAGACUAUGAUUGAUAUAAUGUCAACGGAUGGUGAUGUUACUAAUACACCACCUUUCGGGGGUAAGACUGUUGUGUUGGGUGGUGACUUUACGAAAAUUUUGCCAGUGGUCACAAAAGGAUCGAGAGAACAGAUAGUAGAUGCAUCAAUAAGCAGGUCGCCACUUUGGGAAAAAUUUAAGAUUUUCGAACUCACUAGGAAUAUGCGAUUGUCUAACAGUGACGCGAAUCCAGUAGAACAACAAAAGAUCAGAGAAUUUUCCAAGUGGGUUCUUGAUAUCGGAGAUGGUAAGAUACCCGCUACUGCGAUUAAUGAAUCAGAAGAGAAGAUAUGGAUACAAAUUCUGGAUGAUCUUUUGAUAAGAUGUGAUCAAGACCAUCUGCAUAAGAUGGUUGAAACCAUGUACCCAGGUCUACUUGCAAACACGCAUGACCACGAAUAUCUGAGGAAUAGGAGUAUCUUAGCUCCAACAAAUAAAAGUGUAAAGGAGAUAAACGACCACGUACUGGCGAUGAUACCGGAAGAGGAGUAUGAAUUGUUAAGUGCCGAUUCAAUAGAUCCAGAAUCAGAUAAUUACCAAUCAACAGUAGUUUUUUAUCCAAAAGAAUUUCUGAAUGAAAUGGAAGUGUCUGGCCUGCCAAGCCAUAAGCUGUACCUAAAGGUUGGUGUUUCGAUAAUGCUUCUCAGAAAUAUUGAUCAAGCAGAAGGUUUGUGUAAUGGUACUGGUACUGGUACUAGGAUGGUCGUUAAGGAAGUUGGAAAAAAUGUAAUUCACGCGGUUGCAGUGACGGGAAAGGCCGCUGGAAGAACAGUUUUGAUACCAAGAAUAGUGAUGACUUUAUCAGAGACAGACCAUCCAUUCAUCCUGCGCAGGAGACUGUUUCCACUAAAAGUGUGCUUUGCAAUGAAGGUGAACAAGAGUCAGGGGCAGAGUUUGCCGAAUGUUGGAAUUUGUUUGGAUGAGCCUGUUUUCUCUCAUGGUCAGCUGUAUGUUGCAGUUGACAGAAUUUGUCAUGGUAUAUUAGAUUAA
Papaver somniferum (opium poppy) is the source of this 1530-nucleotide messenger RNA. RefSeq names its product ATP-dependent DNA helicase pif1-like. Lineage: Eukaryota; Viridiplantae; Streptophyta; Magnoliopsida; Ranunculales; Papaveraceae. The transcript has 3 exons. The coding region runs from base 1 to 1530 and encodes 509 amino acids. Gene Ontology annotation, molecular function: DNA helicase activity. The record is from RefSeq and is a predicted model, not a curated record. Gene Ontology annotation, biological process: DNA repair; telomere maintenance.